Molecule: messenger RNA, 849 nt
Organism: Mesorhabditis spiculigera
Lineage: Eukaryota; Metazoa; Nematoda; Chromadorea; Rhabditida; Rhabditidae
Source: the annotation of a GenBank genome assembly
AUGGACGUGGCUUUAGGUAAGUACAGUCGCAGCGUCAACGUUUUCAACUGGGCGACCAGAGAAAAAGUGAAAACUAUAAAGCUAGGAUUGCCGGAGGGAUCGAUGCCCUUUGAGAUUCGCUUCCCACACGACCCAAAUCGGCCGGACGCGUUUUUCUGUACCGCACUUGGGUCCUCAAUUUAUCGCAUGACUCCGAAGGAAAAGGGCUCCCUGCAAUACGAAGCCACUUGCCUCAUAAAAAUCCCACUAUUGAGCGUCUCCAACUGGGACCUCCCAUUAAUGCCUGCGUUUGUCACGGAUUUAGUUUUGAGCAUGGAUGAUCGAUUCCUCUAUUUCACAACUUACCUCCACGGAGACGUUCGACAGUAUGAUAUUAGCGAUCCGGAAAAUCCAAAACUGACCGGCCAGAUUUUCCUUGCCGGAUUGGUCCAAAAUGAUAGUGUGGUCGAGGUGAAAUCGGAUGAUUUUCGAAGCCGCGGCGUCAACUCUGAGGCCCGACUUGCCGCGGCCAGGACGGCAUUCGAAGGCUAUAUUGAUGCCAGGAUUGAAUUUUAUGUGGGAAUCCUGGAAGGGGUCCUGCAACUCGGAGCCUUGGCCGGGCAUCCGCGUUGCGGCCAUGUGGCGACCUUCCUUCCUACGUUUCGGCGUAACAUACAACCCCAUGCUGUGAGCCUCAUCGCCCUCUUCGACGAAACGUGCCGUGCGAAUUUCUCGAGGUUUUGGAAGUACGCUGAGUAUGCGUUUUUUGCGGGCGCCACCGGGGCGGCCAUCUUUGCCGGGCCGGUAUGGGUGCGAACGGCGGCAACUGGGGUGGCCGCCAUCGGCACGUUGAAUGCAGUUUGGCGCGGC